This is a messenger RNA of Olea europaea var. sylvestris, 4309 nucleotides long. Its product is annotated as rho GTPase-activating protein 6-like. Gene Ontology annotation, biological process: signal transduction. The transcript is spliced from 30 exons. The coding region runs from base 277 to 3795 and encodes 1172 amino acids. NCBI's taxonomy places the organism in Eukaryota, Viridiplantae, Streptophyta, Magnoliopsida, Lamiales, Oleaceae. The record is from RefSeq and is a predicted model, not a curated record.
UCUCUUUUCCAUAUACACAACACAAUUAUGGCAGUAAUCACAGCAAUCAAUUUGGUGAGUCAGUCACGCUCAAAAGUAGGUGAAAAGCAACAGAAAAACUAUUACACUACCUCUCCACCGAAUCCCCGCACCCACUUCACCUACUAGCAUAAAAAAGUAACACAGAGAGUGAAAACGGCAGCUAUGGUUUGUCGCUGAUUGGUGAUCUGGGGUUUGCCUUCUGAGUCGAGUCGACUGAGUGCCAGCUGAGAUGUUAACUCAUCAGUGAAACGCAAAAUGUCUGUUUCUCUUGCCGCACUCGACCGUCCCCGGAUUGGAAGUUCAAAUACGAUUGUCAAGAGCGGUCAUCUUCGUAUAUCUUCCAAAGGGUUAGGGUGGAAAUCUUGGAAGAAGCGCUGGUUCAUCCUUACACGCACUUCUUUGGUUUUCUUCAAGAACGAUCCUAAUUCACUUCCUCAACGAGCAGGUGAUGUAAAUUUGACUUUGGGUGGUAUUGAUAUAAAUAACUCUGGAAGUGUUUUUGUUAGAGAAGAUAAGAAGCUGUUAACUGUAUUGUUUCCUGAUGGACGCGAUGGACGGGCAUUUACACUUAAGGCAGAGACAUCAGAGGACCUGUAUGAGUGGAAGACAGCCCUUGAACACGCUCUUGCACAAGCUCCAAGUGCUGCUCUUGUGAUGGGUAACAAUGGAACAUUUCCGAGUGACACUAGUGAUACUACUGAAGGGACUUUCCAUCAAUGGAAGGAUAACUGCCCAGUUAAGUCUCUGGUUGUUGGAUGCCCAAUUUUGCUUGCUCUUGAAGAUAUAGAUGGAGGCCCGUCCUUUCUCGAAAAAGCACUUCAGUUUCUUGAGAAGCAUGGAAUUAAAGUAGAAGGAAUUCUGCGUCAGUCUGCUGAUGUUGAGGAAGUUGAUUGGAGAAUUCAAGAAUAUGAAAAGGGCAAGAUUGAAUUUGGCCCAGAUGAGGAUGCUCAUGUUAUAGGCGACUGUGUCAAGUAUGUUCUUCGAGAGCUGCCUUCAUCUCCUGUUCCUGCAUCCUGUUGCAGUGCUUUACUGGAGGCAUAUAAAAUUGACUGGAAGGAUGCUAGGGUCAAUGCCAUGCGCUCUACAAUACAAGAGACAUUUCCUGAACCAAAUAGGUGCCUUUUGCAGAGGGUUCUCAAAAUGAUGCAUACAAUUUCAUCACAUGCUUCUAAGAACCGGAUGACUCCAUCAGCUGUUGCUGCUUGUAUGGCCCCACUGCUGUUACGCCCUCUUGUAGCUGGUGAGUGUGAAUUACAUGAUAUCAAUGGUGAUAAUUCUGCUCAGCUUCUUGCUGCUGCCAACGCUGCUAGUAAUGCCCAAGCAAUUAUUAAAACCCUACUGGAGGAGUAUGAGAAUAUUUUUAAUGAUGAUAGUCUGUAUAGAUGCUCUAUAUCUGCUGGUUCUCAAACUGACAACAGUGAAAGUGAAGAUACAACUGAUAAUGAAAAUCAUGAUUUGGAAGACAAUGGUUACCCAGAUGCUGAACAUGAAGUUUACCCUGAAACUCAUGAUGAUCAUGAUCAUAUAUUUAGCAGGAAGUUAAGUGAGAGUAUCGGCUCUGAAGCCAGUGAACUUUAUGACUAUAAGGGCAUUGGAAAUUAUGACUCGGACGUUGGAUCUCCCAGGGAUAAUUAUUCUUCAGGAACUAAAUCAAAUCCGAGUAUAGACCCUAAUUUUCCUAGAGAUUCUAAUACUUCAGUUAGCCAGCAACUAGACCAACAGAAGAAGGCAUAUGAAAACCUGAUGGACACUUCUGCUGGUGUACUGGGUAAUGACUCUCAGCGAUGUGAUGAAGAAAUAUUUCCAUCGGUGGAACAAGAGCUACAUAUUUCUGUUCCUAGAACUGAAUUUUUGGAUAAGAAGCCAGUGGACAAACUUACAAAUUUGAAGUUCAAUACCAAGAGAUCAACAUUCUGGGGAAGCGAAAAUGCCAGGAAAACACCAUCAAUGGAAUCAAUAGAUUCUUCUGGAGAGGAAGAGCUUUCUAUUCAAAGAUUAGAGGUUGCAAAAAAUGAUUUGCGUCAAAGGAUUGCCAAAGAGGAAAGAGGAAAUGCAAUCUUGCAAGCUAGCUUAGAGAGAAGGAAGCAAGCUUUGCAUGAGCGCCUCUUGGCACUUGAACAAGAUGUUGCAAGACUGCAAGAACAGUUGCAAGCUGAGCGAGAUUUGCGGGCAGCCCUGGAAGUUGGCCUGAGCAUGACUACUGGGCAUUUUUCUGGUUCUCAAGGAAUGGAUUCCAAGACAAGGGCCGAGCUUGAGGAAAUAGCUCUCGCUGAAGCAGAUGUGACAAGAUUGAAGCAGAAAGUUGCUGAACUUCACCAUCAGCUAAAUCGGCAACGUCUUCUUCAUUAUGGCCCUCUUUCUGUAUCAUGUGAUCUUUAUCAACAUGUUGCAGAUCAUAGUUUACAAGAGAAAUAUUUCCAGCAAAAUUUUGAUACCACUCUAGCUUCCAGUGACCAUGCACGAAAACAAAGGAAUGAGGUGACUUUCCUAUGCUUGAUUUUUUUUAUUUUUUAUUUAUUUAUUUUGUUUUUAAAUUUCAAGUCAAUUUCCUACUUCCUACAUUCUCCUCUUGAGACUUUAUUGGACUCUAAAGAAGCUAUAAUGGUUGCAGGUACUUCCCUGUGGAUAACAAUUGCAGAUUCAUUAAAAAUUAUUCACCAAUUGUUGGUCUUGGCAUUUUUAAUACAGGGCAUUGGAAAUUAUGACUCGGACGUUGGAUCUCCCAGGGAUAAUUAUUCUUCAGGAACUAAAUCAAAUCCGAGUAUAGACCCUAAUUUUCCUAGAGAUUCUAAUACUUCAGUUAGCCAGCAACUAGACCAACAGAAGAAGGCAUAUGAAAACCUGAUGGACACUUCUGCUGGUGUACUGGGUAAUGACUCUCAGCGAUGUGAUGAAGAAAUAUUUCCAUCGGUGGAACAAGAGCUACAUAUUUCUGUUCCUAGAACUGAAUUUUUGGAUAAGAAGCCAGUGGACAAACUUACAAAUUUGAAGUUCAAUACCAAGAGAUCAACAUUCUGGGGAAGCGAAAAUGCCAGGAAAACACCAUCAAUGGAAUCAAUAGAUUCUUCUGGAGAGGAAGAGCUUUCUAUUCAAAGAUUAGAGGUUGCAAAAAAUGAUUUGCGUCAAAGGAUUGCCAAAGAGGAAAGAGGAAAUGCAAUCUUGCAAGCUAGCUUAGAGAGAAGGAAGCAAGCUUUGCAUGAGCGCCUCUUGGCACUUGAACAAGAUGUUGCAAGACUGCAAGAACAGUUGCAAGCUGAGCGAGAUUUGCGGGCAGCCCUGGAAGUUGGCCUGAGCAUGACUACUGGGCAUUUUUCUGGUUCUCAAGGAAUGGAUUCCAAGCCUAAUAAGAAGACAAGGGCCGAGCUUGAGGAAAUAGCUCUCGCUGAAGCAGAUGUGACAAGAUUGAAGCAGAAAGUUGCUGAACUUCACCAUCAGCUAAAUCGGCAACGUCUUCUUCAUUAUGGCCCUCUUUCUGUAUCAUGUGAUCUUUAUCAACAUGUUGCAGAUCAUAGUUUACAAGAGAAAUAUUUCCAGCAAAAUUUUGAUACCACUCUAGCUUCCAGUGACCAUGCACGAAAACAAAGGAAUGAGGUAUUGGAUUAUCCGUCUCAUCCCUCAGCAGCGUCCUCAACUUUAGUAGAAUUGACAACGCGUCUAGAUUUUUUCAAGGAGAGAAGGUUUCAGCUGAUGGAACAACUCCAUAAUCUGGAUUUGAACUAUGGAACAAUGUCACAAAAUUUUGAGUAUAAACCGUCAUCUCCUGCAUGGAUCUAACUAUAAGUUCUACUCAAAUGUCAAGAGGAGUUGAACCUGCACAAAAUUCGACUUUUCUGUUUGGGAUGGAGAGAAGAUCCCAUUCUACCAUCUUUUUCACAAGGAUUGCUCCAAAAGCUGAGAGGUAAAGAGAUAAGAAGACAGCUCCAUGGAAGAUUCUAUAUCAAGAUGCAAGAAGCUAACUCUGUACCCUGUAAAUUCUGUCAUAUAUGUCAAAUAGGUGACUGGCUGGCCCGUCCCAACUUUUAAAAUAUUUCUUGUGCUAUUUUAAAUAAUGUUAGAAGAAAAAAUUUGGGAGUUGCGGGUCAUGGGAGGCACGUCCCAGUUCCACCCAUUUUGACAGUAUGAAUACUAUGGCUUGUUGUGGGAGCACUGAGAAUGCAAUUAGCAUCUAGCUUUUGGAAUUAUUAAGUUGCUAAUGUUUAUGUUAUACAUUGUUCAUGUAAAUGAUUAAUUAGAACAACAUAGUAUUUAAUAUUUAAUUGCGCAGUAGGUGAAAAAUUUGGGUGACUGA